Molecule: messenger RNA, 2889 nt
Organism: Leptopilina heterotoma
Lineage: Eukaryota; Metazoa; Arthropoda; Insecta; Hymenoptera; Figitidae
Product: photoreceptor-specific nuclear receptor-like
Exons: 9
Coding region: 722-2332 (536 amino acids)
Biological process (GO): cell differentiation; positive regulation of transcription by RNA polymerase II; anatomical structure development
Molecular function (GO): RNA polymerase II cis-regulatory region sequence-specific DNA binding; nuclear receptor activity; zinc ion binding
Source: RefSeq, a predicted model, not a curated record
CUCUAUUCGGGUUCGUUUGAUGGUAUUCAAGGACUUUAUGAUGUCUUCGUUGCUUGACUGCAAAGGAGGUGGAUCUUUGAGCAAUGCUGCCUUCAUAGCUCUUCAUCGAUUUCGACGCGGGAGUUGCUGAUUCGUUUAGUCGAAUCUCUUGGAUCAUGGUGAAAAAGAAUUUGAAGAUAAGUAUUACUAUUAUUAUGUUAAUUUCUUUUCGAUGAUGGCUUAUAUAAGAAUUUAAAUCUUGAUUAGUCAAGUUCUUGUUUUAACUAAGCGUUUUUUUAAUUCUUAAAACAUCUUAGCUCAAUUUUCGAAAAUUUCUAAAUUCAUUUUGUUUGAACUCUCAGUUUUCUUGAAAGUACCAAAUUGAUGCCAAAAAUUUGGAUCAAUUUUUUAUUUGAUCCAUCAUUUUUGGUAUUAAUUUGUUGAAAUUUAAUACUAUUAAGUUAACAGUGCUGCAUUUCAGGUAUAGAUCUCUCCGCAGUUUUUUUGAGUCCUGUUAUGGUUCAGAUGGAGCUUAACCCAAAGUUAAGUAUUAUUUAUGGGAACAAUCUCGAUUUCUUAAUUAUACUCAUUGCUGUACCUGUAAAAGUCCAAAAGAUUUCUCUGUUUCUUCCAGCAAUAUUUUUCUUCCUCGGUAUUUGGAGCUUUUACCCCGACUCGCUCUGCUUAUGAUAUAGGAUUAUAAAAGAAAGAAAACAAACAUUUUUUUUCAAGUAAAAGAAAAAUGAAUGGAGGAACGACGAUGGGGCCGUCGGACGAUCCCUGUAUUCAGCAUCGUCCGUCGCAAAACGAAACAAGUUCAGAUCAUCCACAAAGUCCUAAUAGUCCUUUGAGCAUUCGUCAUGAUUCGGGGGAAAGUACAGUAAUUUCUCCGGGUCUUCCGGAACGUUACAGUCCUUUGGGUGCAACGGGAUCAGUGUCGAGUCAAGAUCCUUAUGUAUCCCGAUCAGUGCAAGAAUGUCCUGUACCAUUGUGUCGAGGGAUGCCGAGUAAUUUUUCCGUUGCACCAUCUCCCUACUUGACUGCACUUGAAAAUGGACAUCCUCAUAUUCUUGGGCAAGUUCAACAGCAUCAGCAACAACAGCAGCAACAACAACAACAACAGCAACAACACUCACAACAUGGUACAAAAUCACCGAGAAGUCUUGGAUUAGUUUGCGUUGUUUGCGGUGAUACGAGUUCUGGAAAACAUUACGGAAUUCUCGCCUGUAACGGUUGCAGUGGUUUCUUCAAGAGAAGCGUGCGAAGAAAAUUAAUUUACCGAUGUCAAGCAGGUACCGGAAGAUGCGUUGUGGACAAAGCGCACAGAAAUCAAUGUCAAGCGUGUCGUUUAAAGAAAUGUAUGCACAUGGGAAUGAACAAGGAUGCGGUCCAAAAUGAGAGACAACCGAGAAACACAGCAACCAUUAGACCAGAAGCUUUAAUAGAAAUGGACCAGGAACGAGCACUGCGAGAAGCUGCCGUCGCCGUCGGAGUAUUCGGACCACCGGUAUCAUUAGCAAUGGCCAGAUAUGGAACGCCAUUGCCUUUGCCGACAGUUGCACCUACAACAAAUUCUUCGACUGCAAAUACACCGCCUCGUCAAGACACUGACGAUGGAAAUGGAUCUGAGGACAGUAUAGAUGUGACCAAUGAGGAGCCAUUGAUGCCCCAACGCAGUGGCUGCACUCAAUUGACGCCAAUAGUUCCAACAUUAUAUUCGCCAGUGAGUGCCGAAACCGUUUACGAAACGAGUGCAAGAUUGCUUUUCAUGGCUGUUAAAUGGGCAAAAAAUUUACCCUCGUUCGCGAGUUUGCCAUUUAGAGACCAAGUGAUACUGUUGGAGGAAGCGUGGUCGGAACUCUUUUUACUGAAUGCUGUUCAAUGGUGUCUUCCAUUGGAGUCAUCGCCACUUUUCAGUGCAGCUGAAUUGACUGCUUUGACUGUGUCGCCACACUCUCAUCCACACUCGGGAAUGCAUUUAGCGCAAAAUGGAAAGCCCAGUCAAGUGGCAGCUGACGUCAGGCAUCUUCAUGACACUCUGCAACGAUACAAAGCAGUCAUGGUUGAUCCCGCUGAAUUUGCAUGCAUGAAAGCCAUUGUUUUAUUUCGACCAGAAACACGUGGCUUGAAGGAUUCAAGUCAAAUAGAAAAUUUACAAGAUCAAGCGCAAGUGAUGUUGGGACAACACGCGAGAGCGCAACAACCAACAAGGCCCGAGAGAUUUGGACGACUGUUACUACUUUUACCAUUGUUGAGGAGCGUUCCUGCACCGCGAGUCGAAUUAAUCUACUUCCACAGGACAAUUGGUAACACCCCCAUGGAGAAAGUUCUCUGCGAUAUGUAUAAAAAUUGAAUUAGGUAUAUUAUUCACUAUUUAUAUUUAUAUAUAUACAUAGUUUCAAAUGGAAACCAAUGAACUGAAAAACAAAACAAACGCGCAUAGUUUGUGCGACAAAAAAAAAGAUACGAGGCUGUGACCAAAUGAUUUUCAUGGCAAAAAGUAAGUUUCGAAAAAGAAAAUAAAUUUAAAAAUAUUGUUCCUUUAGAGUAUGAACUUCUUGAAAACAAAAACUAUAAAAAAUUCAUUAAACAAAAUUAUAUUUCGAACAAUAUUUUUAAAUGAGAAAAUAAAUUGUAUUUUCGAUUCUUUUGAAUUGAAAUAUUUCAAAACUUUUCUUUUCUUUACAAGAGAAAAAUAGCCAAUGGAGGAGGUCGUUUUUAUUAUUUUUAUUAUAUUGUUUUUAGUAAAUUAGUUUUUUCUUUGUUAUUUUUUUCCAUUGUGUAUAUUUUAUUAUGGACUUGAUUCUAAUUAGUCCCUUGUUAUCUAGAAAAUAGUCCCUUUGUUAAAAGGAAUUUUUUUAAUUUCUGAUUACCCUGACUUAAUUUUUGAAUAAAUAAAUGUCAUAUUUU